GUUGUGGUGCUCGUAGGUGCGUAUGCGCAUGCACCGGAGGAGUGAAAAUGGCGGCAGCCAACUACUCAGUCACUGGGUCAGAACUGUGUUCUCCUGGAUCAGCAAUCGCGCACCCGUCCUUUGUCUUCGGCUUCCGUCCACUCCCCACUUUCACACAGUCUGAGACCAACCCCCAGGCAGAACCUCCCUCAUGAGUUUUGUCUCCGACGCGGCUGUUUUUCCUGACCCCUUACUUCUGAGGGACUGCGGCUUUGACCCUUUCCGCCCCUCUGUGGAGUGUCUCACCGAGCAAUGGCUGUGUGCUGGCUGCACCCAGGGACGUUUGCGGUCCGUGCUGCUGCCGAUGUCCAGAGACUGCGGCCGGGUGCCAGCCCGACCCAGAAAAAGUUCGCGAGACAGUGUAGCAGCAGCGUUUCGGGGAUUAUGGAAAAUCACAACGCACAUCUGGCAUCAGGCUUCACCCACAACGACCCUGUUCCAGCACCAGCGAAUGUGGUUGUUCUCUGGGGUCUGCUGGGGUCUCUGUGACUGUGGGCAGCCACAGUCUCCGCCAGAUGUCCUCCCAGCAAGGGAACCGCCUGUCCCGUGUGGCCCGAGGACCGCCCGGACCCCACUCUGCUCCUGGGGAUUCGCCCUUCCCACCAGAGCACCGCCAGCUUCAAGUGUUUGGAAGACGACGCCUCUUGUCUCAGAGAUGGAUUGGUGUUGGAAAGCAUGUCACACUGCCAGCUGAAGGAAAGUUUGCCGAAUUACUCCCUUACAAUGGCAGAGAGGUCACAUGGAUCCAGCAACUCCCCAGGAGGCCAAGAAAAGAGCAGGAGAGAGAUCCUGAGGUCCACCAAGAGGGCAUGGGCUCGCCUAGAUCAGCAGCUGCCACCUGGCUCUGAGGAGGAAAGCCAGGGUCUCACCAUCCCCCUGCUGGAAGAUACCAAACAAGCAAGUAUUCAGCAGUGGCUGGACUCUGGAUUCUUGGUCUCUGUAAAUGAAAACUUUCAGCAAGACAUCGGCCACACUGUUUCUGUGCGUGAACAAGGGAUGGUGUGCAUGACCGUGACGGGCUACAUGAGAUCUCUGCAUCCGUUUUCAGAAACUCCCACCCUUUCUAGAGGGACCAGUUUCAACUCUUGCCAUUCUACUGCAAGUAUACCACAAAGCAUUCCUGAAUGGCUGGAAUUUUGGGAAAAAGAUCCAGUGGAGAUUCUCUUGGAUCUGGGGUUUGGUGCAGAUGAGCCAGACAUCUGCACUCAAAUCCCAGCCAGAUUUCUGGAUUGUGGCUCAGCAGCCAGAGGAAUCAACAACCAGGUUUUUCUUGAAGCUCAGAAGCAGCGAAUGGACAUUGAGAACCCGGACUUGUAUGGUCGUUUCCGACAACUAGAGAUCCUGGACCAUGUAGCCAAUGCCUUCUCAUCUUUGCUGAAUGAUGUUAACAUCCUGCAGAAUAAAGCUGAAGAGAAAUAUGGAGGGGGAAAUGUGCAAGGAACCUCAGUGAGUGAGGCCCAAGAACAUCGAAGAAGAACGGGUGGACUUUUUAGGAGAGCUUCAAAGCAGAGUAUUGCGAAGGACUGCAGCUCAGAAGUGUCAGAGUCAUUGAAGAUAAGGGGCAAAUUUUCCAUUGCCUCUGCAAAAUCAGGAGAAUAUGGAGCAGAAUUAGCAGCUGUGACAAACAACCAUGACCAAAGUCAUUUGUGUCCUUCAGCAGAACACUCGUCUCUCCAAGCCUGUGAUGACUUGGUACCUUGUCACUCUCCCCAAGCUCUUCUGGGCAAGCAAUGGCCUCACCCAUCCACGCUGGCCAAGAGGGCUCCUCCUUCCUAUACGUCUGAGCGGUCAGUCAAGGACAGAACUCAGAAGGUGAACUCGAUCCAAGCUAACAAGCUCAAGAGCUUCUAUCGUCUUGCAGGCAAAGUACCAGACUCCUUUGAAAUGGAAGAGGUCCAGAGCUUUGAGGAAGAGACGGGUAAUCCUCUUGACAUGACUUCAGGAAUUGCAGGUGCCACAGUGAACAGAGAAAACAGCUGCCAGUCUGACAGCAGCGGGUUCCUGGAUGAACCACCAGAACCACUGCCCCUGCAGAUGCCUUCCUUGCCAAGCAGCCAGAGUCCUGCUGAGGAUGGAUGUAGACAGCCGAGGGAUCAGAGCCAGCAUGCAGUCUCACCCCAGAGCUGCCAACCAGAGUCAGAUGAGUCUGAUUACAAAGGUAUGGUGAGCACAUCCUUUCCAUAUCAAGGCUGGAGUCUCUUGGAAGAAAAGGCCUCGAUACAAAUGGCGGAGAAAGAGUCUCAGUUUGAGGACAUGGAGGAGCCACCACGGCCACUGACUCCGGACAGUGCCCUUCACAGGACCACCAGAAGGGGAGAGCCCUCGGGGAAAGGGAGCCAUGUGAGGCAGCGCCCACCCAUGCCCCCAACUGCAUGUGAGACUGUGGUGGGCACAGUCACCUCCACACGUGAUUGUCCUCUGGGGUUUAUGGCGACCCAUAUCGCAAAAAUGAAGGACGGGUUGCUGAAGCCUGAGGGGCCUGGGGAAACACAUGUGCAAAGCCACUGCUGCGAGUUCCAAAGAUCACCUGGAAUGGAACCUGCUCACAACAAGUUCCUCCAUGUUGACUCUGAGGCCCCAACCGAAGAAGAAGGCAGUAAAACUUAUUCUGACACCAACAGUAUCUUACCAAUGGGAGAAAGUCCACCACAGCACGUCCCCAAGCCCAGUAACGUCGUGCCCUAUACAGCUGACCUCAUUCAAAUAUCCGAAAAGUCCAUUCCCCACCUAGGCAAACUGGCUGGAGAUACUCCCCAAGCAAAGCCAACGUUUAGUGCUUUGGGUCAAAUACCACCUAGAGCAGAAUCUGAGAUGGAAAACCUUCCUCCAAAUGCUGACUCAAACACUGUUAGCUCCAAGGCUGUGAUGGUCCAGAUGUCCUCCAAUCUGGCAUCGGCUGCUCAGAAUGCUGUGGCUCUGGGGACUGAUUCUAAAGGAACAACUUUAGAAUGCACUCUGUGUGACCCUGUCCCCACAACAGAACCAGGACUGGAGACAGAAUCAAGACAGUGCAGUGAUGUUUCCAUUCAGACCUAUAUAUGUGAGCCUAGGCCCUGGCAUUGCUGUUCGGCCCCAAGUCUCACCAAAUCUGCCUCUCUAGACACAGGCUUCCCUCGUAUCUACCCAGCGGGCAUCAGCCAUGCCGUACCCGCUCACUGCUGUGUCUGCUGUCAUCACUGUUCACACUGCCACUCAGAGAGGCAGAGCCCCAACCCUGCACCCUCAGCCUAUAGGGACUGCCCAUGCUUCCAUAAUCAUCUGGAGGCCCAGUUCAUGAAGACUUUGAACAUCCUUCAGGACACUACAGUGAGGGAGUUGUGUUCUUGCACAGUCAAGGAGAUGGAAGCCAUGAAGACGGUGUGCCAGUGUUUCCGGGAGCAUUUAGAGGAAAUUGAACGGCGCCUUACAGGACAGCAGGCACUCUUUUACAGGGACAUGUCAGAGGAGGAAAGGGAAGAGGCAGAGCAACUGCAGACUCUACGCCAGGCCCUGCGGCAGCAGGUGGAGGAGCUGGAGUUUCAGUUAGGAGACCGGGCUCGGCAAAUCAAAGACGAGAUUCUAUUGCAGUUUGAGCUUCUCACAGAGGAACAAUGGAAACACUAUACAAAUCUGCAUCACUGUAACUGGACAGAAGAAAAGAAUGGCCAGACUUCGUGUGCUAAAAUCCACUCAGCCAUGGCCUCCCGGGUUGCCUUUCUUCUGGACGAAUACCAGCAGGUUCCCGGCUCAAGCGUGACCCAUACGGCUGCCUGUUCUCCACCCACCUGGAAGAGCAACACCAGGAUGACUCCUCCAGCUCAGGCUGAGUCAGGUCCAGUCCCUUUGUCAAAUUGUCCUAUUGGAGGAAAGGAUACAAAUGACUUCCUCUAGAUCAGAGCCGUUUUGAUGAUCUUCCUGCAAAACAUAAGAGCACAUUCUCACCAGACAAGGAAAUCUAAAUUUCCCCCCAAAAGGUGUCUAUCAAUUCUUCUUCAGCUAUUUUUGAAAACAUUCUAUUCUGGGGGGCAGCUGGGGGGCUCAGUCGGUUAAGUGUCUGACUUUGGCUCAGGUCAUGAUCUUGGGGUUCAUG
This is a messenger RNA of Prionailurus viverrinus (fishing cat), 4108 nucleotides long. RefSeq names its product ITPR interacting domain containing 1 (gene ITPRID1). The record is from RefSeq and is a predicted model, not a curated record. NCBI's taxonomy places the organism in Eukaryota, Metazoa, Chordata, Mammalia, Carnivora, Felidae. Gene Ontology annotation, molecular function: signaling receptor binding. The transcript has 15 exons. The coding region runs from base 715 to 3909 and encodes 1064 amino acids.